Acaulospora colombiana is the source of this 1154-nucleotide messenger RNA. Lineage: Eukaryota; Fungi; Glomeromycota; Glomeromycetes; Diversisporales; Acaulosporaceae. The record is from the annotation of a GenBank genome assembly.
UCUCUAUUGUUGCAUACAUCCGACUAAACUCAUGGUAUCGGUUUUACACCAUUGACCGCAAGGCUGCAGCAUUGGGUGCACGGACGAUCCCUAUCGUCAAAGGCAAAUGGCCCGGGAACCUAGAUUUGCUCAUUCGCCUCAUGCAAACCCCCAAAGAGGCCUAUGUCGGGGCAAGAUUGUACGAAUUCUUUAAGCAAUAUAAGACGAAUACGAUCAAUAUUCGGCCUUUGGGUAUGGACCUCAUCAUGACUUGUGACCAUGGCAUCAUCAAGGAGAUGUUGGCCACGGGAUUUGCACGGUGGGAAAAGGGUCCACGGCAAAGGGAGAAGCUCGCGGAUUUCUUUGGAAGGGGUAUCUUUGCGGUGGACGGUGAGGAAUGGAAAAUGCAUCGCUCUAUGACGAGACCUUAUCUCAGCAAGGAGCGAACCUCGGAUUUUGACACCUUUUGGAAAUAUGCUCGCAAGGAUGUCCCAGUUCUAGAUAUUCAAGAUCUAUUGGCGCGCUUCACGAUGGACUCUGCCUCCGAAUUCCUGUUCGGCAAAUGUCUAGACACACUAAAGGGCCGUAUGCCUGUUGCUGGACAAGCCAAGCUGGGUACGAGAGGAAGUGCUCAUGCUAAUGCGACUGAGGAUUCCUUCGGUGACUUUGCCACAGCAUUUGAGAAGGCGCAGAUGGUGCUCUCAAACCGAGCUGUCAGAGCGCAGAAAAAACAGGCAGGGGAGAGCGAAAGUAAUGAUGUGGAGGUGGACCUGACGGGUGAAGAGCCAACUACGCUGCUCGGGGAACUGGUGACUUCAAUCAAUGAUCCUAUUGUUGUGCGCAAUGAACUGUUGAAUAUCCUAUUAGCCGGAAGGGACACGACAGCUGCUCUACUCACCUUUGUUAUCUACAUGCUCUCGCAACAUCCUGAUGUCGAAGAGAAACUGCGCGAUGAAAUCAACAAAACAUGGAUUGACCAAGAUGAACAACCGACAUAUGAGACGGUAAAGAAGAUGAAGUAUCUUCGUGCCGUGUUGGAUGAGACCCUGAGGUUAUUCCCUCCUGGUCAGCAAUUUACUCUCUUGUAUAGGAUACAAUCAUCUCACAUCGACUUUAAUUGUAGUGCCCCUGAAUCAUCGAACGAGCUCCGUGGACUGCACUUUACCCCCGACUGA